CCCCGCGCCAUGGACUGCGGCGUGAUCACGUCCAAGACGGUGCUGGUGCUGCUGAGCGUCGCCUUCUGGGCAGCAGCAGCUGGUCUUAGCUAUGUCGGGGGAUACGUCAUUAACACCUACAAGAGCUAUGACAACUUCCUGCAAGAUGAGCAUGCUCUCCUGCCAGCGGUGAUCAUUAUUUGUGUUGCCAUCGUGAUGUUCGUCAUCGGCUUGAUCGGCUGCUGUGCCACCCUCCGCGAGUCACGAGUUGGCCUGGGGCUGUUCUUGGCCAUUAUCCUGGUUAUCUUUAUUGCGGAAGUAUCAGCUUUUGUCCUGGGACUUGUGUACAGGGAAAAGGUAAAAACUGAUGUGCAGGAUACAAUGCGUUCAGUCUUUGAAAAGUAUGAUGGGAAAAAUGCAGAGUCAACUGUCAUGAAUUACUUGCAAGAACAGCUUCACUGCUGUGGCGUGAGGAACUACAGCGACUGGACGAGCACACAGUGGUUUAACUCCACGGGUAACAACAGCGUCCCGCUGAGCUGCUGCAAGCAAGACAUGAGCAACUGCACGGGGAGCCUUGAGCAGCCACAGGAACUCAACACCAAGGGCUGUGCGGGGGAGCUGGAGUCGGGGCUGCAGAGCGUACUCAGCUACGCUAUGCUCGUAAUCCUGGGAUUUGCCAUCGUAAAGUUCUUUGCCAUGCUGAGUGUCUGCGUACUCACUUGCAAGAGAGAAGACACUGGAUAUCAGCCUCUUUACUCGGGGGUGUUUGCUUGAUAAAAUGCAAAGAUCCUUCCCAAUGAUAGAAUAGAUUUGUAAAGAUUCAUGUUAAAAGACAAGUUAUGACCUUUUGGUUAAAUAUUUUAUCUACAUAAAACAGAAAGAACAUAGUGUUUUGAUUUGGGAAGUUUCUUGUGGGUGGUAUGUGAAAUGACACUCCAUUUUUARUGCUGUGUAGUAGUUUAUCCUGUUCAUACACACUGCAGCUUCCUGUAAAGUUAAUUAAAAUUUACAUUUGUGACUUUUUCAAUGUACCAACGGAUGGAAUAGUAGAGUCCAGGAAGUAAUCUGCUUAUGCAGUUCCUUUCUGUACCCUAAAAUACGCGGAGAGAAUGAUAAUUUCUAAUUACUAAAUUGAUUGAGAGAGCAGGAGGGAUUCAUUGGCUGCACAAACACCAAAUUCUCCUCAUGGCACGGUUAAACAGCAAAAUAAAUUCUUGAAUAGGUGAAUUGAAUACUCCUUAUAAUUCUAGGGAGUUUCAAGUGUAUCUGGUACAUUUCAGGUGUAUCUGGUAGCGUUUCUUUUUUUCCUUCUUGCUAUGGUUAUUCAGAUUAUUGUAGAGGGUGUUAGGGCAAGACAACACUUUGAAGCAUUGUGUAAAACCUAAACCAGAAAUUUGGUGUUGUCUUUUGAAGCACCUAUCAAAUGUGAACAAGCCCGGGUCAUGAGCAGGCCUGUAUUUUGGGCUUGGGGUAUUACUGUUUUGGGGUUUUCUUU
Nothoprocta perdicaria is the source of this 1477-nucleotide messenger RNA. Its product is annotated as tetraspanin-36-like. Lineage: Eukaryota; Metazoa; Chordata; Aves; Tinamiformes; Tinamidae. Gene Ontology annotation, biological process: regulation of vascular endothelial growth factor signaling pathway; protein localization to plasma membrane; protein maturation. The record is from RefSeq and is a predicted model, not a curated record. Bases 10 to 756 code for a protein of 248 amino acids. The transcript is spliced from 7 exons. Gene Ontology annotation, cellular component: membrane.